Eutrema salsugineum is the source of this 2009-nucleotide messenger RNA. RefSeq lists its product as uncharacterized. Gene Ontology annotation, cellular component: plasma membrane. The record is from RefSeq and is a predicted model, not a curated record. Bases 387 to 1688 code for a protein of 433 amino acids. Lineage: Eukaryota; Viridiplantae; Streptophyta; Magnoliopsida; Brassicales; Brassicaceae. The transcript is spliced from 8 exons.
GGUGGGAAUUUAAUGGAGAGAGUAGUAAUAAAUGCGCUUAAGCGCUCCCUUCUCUUCUCCCACAACAGACUGUGUUCAUUGCUUGUGGGGUCUCUCUCUCUCCUCUGUGAAGACGAAGACAGCUGUUUUUUUUUCUUCAGUUUCUACUUUCUUUGUGUCUAUCUUCUCUACCAAGAUUUUGUGUGUAGGAAUCGCAGAGAAGCGUUCUUUCUCUUCUUCCUCUUUGAUUUCUCGGACUUUCACUUAGUGGGAAAAAGACAGAAUCUCCUAAAAAAGUCCACAGUUGUGUCCAAACUCCAAAGCUUUGAAAGAGACCAUAAAAACAGUCUCUUUCUCUCUCUAUCUUACUGUUGAUUGUUCAAAGUAUUGUUUUUUGGGGCUCGAAAAUGACGAGAAGGGCGGAAUUCGAGCUCGGAUUCUUCGUGGUUCUUCAAUUCAUGUUUCUGUUAUCUCUAUGUUCAGCUGAGAAACCUGAAGAGUUCUUACCUCAGAUAUCACCAGAUACUUCUCCUCAACCAUUUCUUCCCUUCAUUGCACCUUCUCCAAUGGUUCCAUACAUAAACAGUUCCAUUCCAAAACUUUCCGGGCUUUGCUCGCUUAAUUUCACUGCUUCCGAGAGUUUGAUUCAGACAACUUCACACAACUGCUGGACUGUCUUUGCUCCAUUAUUAGCCAAUGUGAUGUGUUGUCCUCAGCUAGAUGCUACACUGACCAUAAUUCUCGGGAAAGCGAGCAAAGAAACCGGUCUGCUUGCCUUAAACAGAACCCAGUCUAAGCACUGUCUUUCGGAUAUUGAGCAAAUCUUGGCAGGCAAAGGCGCUUCAAGCCAGCUCUGGAGAAUAUGUUCAAUUCACUCGUGGAAUCUCACGUCUUCUUCAUGCCCUGUAAUCAAUGUCGAUGAGUUUGAAACCACAGUGGAUACAUCAAAGCUUCUUUUGGCUUGUGAAAAAGUCGAUCCUGUGAAGGAAUGUUGUGAACAGGCUUGCCAGAACGCGAUACUCGAUGCAGCUACGAAUCUAACUCUAAAAGCAUCUGAAACUUUAGCAGAUAACUCGGAUAGGAUCAAUGAUUGCAAGAACAUAGUUCACCGCUGGCUCGCUACUAAACUUGAACCUUCUCGGGCUAAGGAAACUCUCAGACGAUUAGCAAACUGCAAAAUCAACAAAGUUUGUCCUCUUGUCUUUCCUCACAUGAGACACAUCGGUGGAAACUGCAGCAAUGAGUUGAGUAACCAAACGGGUUGUUGCCGUGCAAUGGAGAGUUACGUGUCUCAUUUACAAAAGCAAACACUUAUAACUAAUUUGCAAGCUUUGGAUUGCGCAACUUCCCUCGGGACAAAGCUACAGAAGCUAAACAUCACUAAAAACAUCUUCAGCGUUUGUCAUAUAAGUCUCAAGGACUUCUCUCUUCAAGUUGGAAACCAAGAAUCUGGUUGUCUAUUACCAAGCUUACCAUCCGAUGCGAUAUUCGACAAAGACUCAGGAAUAAGCUUCACUUGUGACCUUAAUGACAACAUUCCAGCUCCAUGGCCUUCUUCUUCACUGUCCUCAGCAUCUACCUGUAAAAAACCUGUUAGAAUCCCGGCUCUUCCAGCUGCUGCAUCCUCGCAACCUGGUCUCUACAAUGAAGGAGUGACGCGUUUGGUGAUCUUUGUAUUGUCUGUGGUUCUUGGGAUGCUUCUGUCAUAGUACCAGAACUAAACCGGAUCAAGUCUUGUAUCAGACCGGUUUACUAGUCAAUUAGCUGUGUUUUGUAGAUCAAACCGGUACAUUUGCUGCGGAAAUUCGUAUGUUGACAUGACCGGUUCAAGUGAUUGCGUUGUUGAGGUUUAAGUUUCGGAAAGUCUUUUUUAUCUUUUAUUGAUUCAUGAUUCUUGGAAACCUUUUUUAAUGUAAAGAAAAAGGUCUUGUAGGGUUUAUUAUUAUAUUUAAGCUUAUAUAAUGUGUUUCUUUUCUCUACAUUGUAAUUUUUUAUUUAUCUUAUAGACUUUUCGAUUUCAGAAAUCAAAA